UCAUUUUUCUAUUUAAAUAUACACAUACGGGGACCAUAAAGAGAAGAUCAAGAAGCAAUAAUGAAAAAACAAAUCUUUUGUCAGUUUCUAGUCGUAUGCAUGCUGUUGUGGUCAUCUCAAAUUCAGGGAAACAGAUGUGAUGCUUCAGGGAUCGAAGCUCUAAUGGCUUGUGGAGAUUCUAUCGACAAGGAGCUGCCAUCGCCUCCGAAACCAUUAGAUGGUUGUUGCACUGCUGUCCGAAUCAUUGGGAUGAAAUGCGUUUGCGAAGUCAUCAAUAAAAUAAUCGAAUCCGCCAUUGAUAUGCAAAAGCUCGUUAAUGUCGCUUCUGCUUGUGGCCGUCCACUUGCUCCUCAUUCACAGUGCGGAAGUUACCUAGUUCCCGGUGUUGCAUGAUGAAUGAAACUUGCAUAAGCUAAUGGAUUUCUUUAAAUACUUAAAAAUUGUUAUAAAGGAUGCUAAAUAGUUAUAUGGAAAUACACUAGUAAUUUGAAGACCAUUCCCUAUUUUCUAUCUUA
Molecule: messenger RNA, 515 nt
Organism: Brassica rapa (field mustard)
Lineage: Eukaryota; Viridiplantae; Streptophyta; Magnoliopsida; Brassicales; Brassicaceae
Source: RefSeq, a predicted model, not a curated record